This is a messenger RNA of Coregonus sp. 'balchen', 22578 nucleotides long. The record is from the annotation of a GenBank genome assembly. NCBI's taxonomy places the organism in Eukaryota, Metazoa, Chordata, Actinopteri, Salmoniformes, Salmonidae.
GGGUGCCCGGGUCUGUGUAACAGGAAUGGCCAAUGCAGCCUGGGACAGAACAGCUGGCACUGUGAAUGCCACACUGGCUGGAGAGGACCUGGCUGCAGUGUUGCCAUGGAGAUCUCCUGUGCCGACAACAAGGACAACGAAGGAGGUGAGUGGUGAAGGGUCACAGGAGGCAGGCUGAGGAAAGGCUGUAGAUUUGCCUAUGGGGGGGAAAAAAAAUGAAGGUAUGACAUUGUCAUGCAUUAGUCAUGGUUUGAUUUGGAAUCAACAGUGGUGCACUUACAGUAUUUGUGCAACUGUACUGCUGAUGAGGGGGAAAUAUCUCUUUAUUUCCUGUAAAUAUCCUCUUGUAAGGCACAGCAGCGUCUCUCAGGUAUGGCAAUUGACAAGCUAUUUGAUUCUCCCGGAUGAGCAGUAGUCAGCCAGACAGCCAGACGCCUGCCUGGGUUUCUCUAUGAGGUUUCCUCCCAGUGAGUGUUGUUAGAGGAUCAAAGAGGUGUGAUUGUGGGGCUAGUGUUAUCAGGCCUGAAUGUCCCAAUUAUGGAAUCCUUCUGUCUGUGUGAGCUAGCACUGAGCGGGCUGGGGAGAGAGGAGAGGAGAGGCUGGCUGAAUCAAUGCCGCCUCCACCUCCUCCUCCCAAGAGUGCAUGGGGAUCAGUGACCUGGAGUUUGCUGAGAUGGAUGCCCAUAUUAUCUACCCCUCCCUCCCUUGUGGAAGAUGAAGUGACCCCCCCCCCACCCCCCCUCCUGUGACCAUUUGUGAGAGGAUCAAAGACGCCUCGGAGAUGGAUGCUUUUCACAGGGCAAGCAGCAGCUCCGCUCCAAGCAGCCAGCCAGCCCAAGUCAGUCUGUCUGGGCAGGGUUAUCUAACAUGAAAAUGAUACCCAGGUCUAUUUCUCCUUAGCUUAGCGGCUAAGUAGUGUGCCAAGGCCAGAGCUAUGUCGAUCUUAAAGAGUGUUUUCUCUGUGGUAUGUCAGGCAAUUGAGUCCAGAUGCUUUUCUUACAUCUUACCUUUCAUCUCCCCCAUCUGAGCAAUAGGAUAAUAUGAUCAGAGCACAAUAAGGGGUUUAAACAGCAUUUCCAUUUCAAUGUGAUGCCUGGCAGGCUGGAUGUUGUGGUUAAUCCAAAAAUCUUCCUUCUUCAAUGGAGAUGUUGUCAUAGUUCCUACUCUCGUCCUUAAUCUGUCUGUCUGUGUUUAUCAGUCUCCCUCCCUCUCUGUCUCUCCCCCUCUGUUUGUCUCUGUGUUCAUUAUUUCACCGAAUAAAAGCUGAAAGAUCAGACAGGAAAAAGUCUGUUUGCAUAGUUGACGGUGUUUGUUUUGACAGUUCUGAAGAAACGCGCUUGCUUGUGUUAGCGUGUAGAAAGAGAGCGAGAGAUGAAAAACGAUACGCCCUUUAGGGUUGUGAGUGAAGUCCUGUUUGACUUUGAUGUCAGUGUCGUUGGUUUUGAUUAAAAGUAGGACAGGCAGGCACUGUGCUGGGGAGCAGGUUGCGGAUCACAACUUCUAAAGGAGAACCUUCGAGAAAAAAUAACAUCAUUAGGAAUGAGAAAAAAUAGCACACCCAUCCUAAUGAAAAUAUAACAUUAGAUGAAGAGAAAUAAAUGAACUGUCUCAUAAAAGAAUCAUGAAAAGAAUGGAAAGGGAAUAUAUAUUUGAAUCAUGUAUAUGUUGUGGUUCAUGUGGACACAGUGUACAGUCGUGAUCAAAUAUUUUGAGAAUGACACAAAUACUAAUACUAAGUCUGCUGCCUCUGUUUUGAUGAUGGCAAUUUGCAUAUACUCCAGAAUGUCAUGAAGAGUGAUCAGAUGAAUUGCAAUUAAUUGCAAAGUCCCUCUUUGCCAUGAAAAUGAACUUAAUCCCAAAAAAAAAAUUUCCACUGCAUUUCAGCCCUGCCACAAAAGAACCAGCUGACAUCAUGUCAGUGAUUCUCUCGUUAACACAGGUGAGAGUGUUGACGAGGACAAGGCUGGAGAUCACUCUGUCAUGCUGAUUGAGUUAGAAUAACAGACUGGACGCUUUAAAAGUAGGGUGGUGCUUGAAAUCAUUUAUCUUUAUCUAUUAACCAUGGUUACCUGCAAGGAAACACAUGCCGUCAUCAUUGCUUUGCACAAAAAGGGCUUCACAGGCAAGGAUAUUGCUGCUAGUAAGAUUGCACCUAAAUCAACCAUUUAUCGGAUCAUCAAGAACAUCAUGGAGAGAGGUUCAAUUGUUCUGAAGAAGGCAUCAGGGGCGCCCAAGAAAGUCCAGCAAGCGCCAGGACCGUCUCCUAAAGUUGAUUCAGCUGCGGGAUCGGGCCACCACCAGUGCAGAGCUUGCUCAGGAAUGGCAGCAGGCAGGUGUGAGUGCAUCUGCACGCACAGUGAGGCAAAUACUUUUGGAGGAUGGCCUGGUGUCAAGAAGGGCAGCAAAGAAGCCACUUCUCUCCAGGAAAAACAUCAGGGACAGACUGAUAUUCUGUAAAAGGUACAGGGAUUGAACUCUUUAGGACUGGGGUAAAGUCAUUUUCUCUGAUGAAUCCCCUUUCCGAUUGUUUGGGGCAUCCGGAAAACACCUUCUCCGGAGAAGACAAGGUGAGCGCUACCAUCAGUCCUGUGUCAUGCCAACAGUAAAGCAUCCUGAGAUAAUUCAUGUGUGGGGUUGCUUCUCAGCCAAGGGAGUGGGCUCACUCACAAUUUUGCCUAAGAACACAGCCAUGAAUAAAGAAUGGUACCAACACAUCCUGCGAGAGCAACUUCUCCCAACCAUCCAAGAACAGUUUGGUGACGACCAAUGCCUUUUCCAGCAUGAUGGAGCACAUUGCCUUAAGGCAAAAGUGAUAACUAAGUGGCUUGGGGAACAAAACAUCAACAUUUUUGGGUCCAUGGCCAGGAAACUCCCCAGACCUUAAUCCCGUUGAGAAUUUGUGGUCGAUCCUCAAGAGGCGGGUGGACAAACAAAAACCCACAAAUUCUGACAAACUCCAAGCAUUGAUUAUGCAAGAAUGGGCUGCCAUCAGUCAGGAUGUGGCCCAGAAGUUAAUUGACAGCAUGCCAGGGCGGAUUGCAGAGGUCUUGAAAAAGAAGGGUCAACACUGCAAAUAUUGACUCUUUGCAUAAACUUAAUGUAAUUGUCAAUAAAAGCCUUUGACACUUAUGGAAUGCUUGUAAUUAUACUUCAGCAUACCAUAGUAACAUCCGACAAAAAUAUCUCAUAACACUGAAGCAGCGAACUUUGUGAAGACCAAUACUGUAGAGGGCAUACAGAUGCUAAACCUGCAUGCAAUGUUUUUAAAUGUUCUUUGUUGCACUGUUGUCUCAGCUCUGCCCCUGCUUGAGCAAUACUCUUGUUCUAUUCUGCCCAACAACAAAAGGAAAAAUGCCAAAUCAAAAAAAUGCCAUUGAAUCAUUAUUUAGUUUGCAGCGGUGUCUGUCUGUCCAGAUUAUUUUAUUAUGUGCUUCCCCUUGCAGACGGACUGACAGACUGCAUGGAUCCCGACUGCUGCACUCAGAGUCUGUGCCUGACCAAUCCACUGUGCCUGGGAGCAAGGGAUCCACUGCAGAUCAUCCAGCAGAGCCAAUCACCUUCGCUGAAAGUCAGGUCAUUCUACGACAGAGUCAAGCUGCUGGUGGGGAGGGAUGGUACCCACAUCAUUCCUGGAAACAACCCCUUCAACUCAAGGUAGUGUACCCAUCUAUCAAUUCCAGUUACUUCAGGAUAGAAUCAACUGGUUGUACAGUAAACAUCAGCAUAUAUUGUGUCAGAAUAUUCUAAAGUAAUUACCACUGACUUUGACAGUCAUACAGUGCAUUCGGAAAGUAUUCAGACCAGUGGCAGCUCCUGAAAAAAUUCUCAGGGGGGGCAAUUUUUCUGAUGAUUUAGGUGACCUACACACAUUUUAAAAAAGAUAUGUCCAGCAACAACAUGAAGACAGGGGCAGCAUAUAAGUCAAUACCAGAAGCAUUUAUUGACUGAUCUCAAAAGUGUUGGCUUACCAGGGUUGGUGGAGCCCUCAGUUUCAUCUUUGCCUCGCAAAGCUAACUCAAACACUCCGCAAAACUUCACACACUGGAUUAGCCGGCUGAGGAUGUGGCGGUUCUUGCUAAUGUCGUAGUAAAUAUAUUUGUUAUAGUGAAUAUGGAAUAUGAUAUGUUGAGUAAAAUGUUGUGCUAAGAUCUAUUUAGGUCAGGAGCUGGUUAUAAGUUCUGUUCCUAUCCAAUAACAAUGGACAAAAGGGUCCUAUCUUGUCAGCCUUGUCAGCAGGUGGCCAAGGACAACACCCACGCCAUAGGCCUCUCAGUUCUUCCAACUCACGAGUUCUUGCUCUGAGGACACACACACACACACACACAAACACACACACACACACAUCAUCACUGUUAAACACACACACACACACACACACACACACACAUCAUCACUGUUAAACACACACACACACACACACAAAAAUCCCCUCUCUUAGGCUGAACAUUUGAAGACAGAGAACCCGACUCAGAGCCAAUGCAACAGUGACAGUAGCCUGGAGGGGACCUCGCCCAACUCAUCAGGACCAAUCAGAAGAUCAGAACUACUAGAUUCAACCUACUUCAUUUAUUGCAUAAAAUGUCUGCACACAAUGUUUCGGGGCUCUCUUCAGAUAAUAAUAAUAAUAAUAAUAUUAUGCCAUUUAGCAGACGCUUUUAUCCAAAGCGACUUACAGUCAUGCGUGCAUACAUUUUUGUGUAUGGGUGAUCCCGGGGAUCGAACCCACUACCUUGGCGUUACAAGCGCAGUGCUCUACCAGCUGAGCUACAGAAAGUGGAUACUCAUGGAUGCGCAUCGCAAUUGUAAAAUGUCAACACAAUUGGAGACACCACGUCAUUUUUGGAGACAUGUUAUUGACAGUAAACUAUUGUAGAUGCGACUGCUAACUAAAUAAAACAUUUUAGCUGGCUAGCUAAUCAUCUUAGCUAAAUGUGGGGCAAACAAUUCAGUUAUUUACCGUUAAUUUGAGGGAUUGGGGUGAAAGAAAUCGAGUUACAUAGUGAUACUUUACGAUAUACUGUAUUGACAAUAUCGCAAUAUUUUAGCGCUAGUUGGCUGUACCUGCACCAAAACACCAUUAUUGUUCCUUCAUAGCUUGUUCUCAAUCUUUUCACAUUGGGAGCCAAUUUGUUUUCAGCACUUUUAUUUCCAUGACUGAUCAAAACUCGUUCUCAUGGCUUUCUGAUCCCUCUGCAACAGACAUAUGGUGCGCAAUAAAAUCACAGUAUCGAAUCGCAAUACGUAUAGAAUCAUGAGACUCGCAAUGCAUAUAUCUUAUCGUGAGGUCCCUGGCAAUUCCCAGCCCAAGUUCAUUUGCCACAACAAAUCUCUUCGCUAGCAAACGCGAUGUCUUCUCCAAAACGGCAAUGUGUCUCCAGCAAUGUUUACUUUUUUGACGUUCUAUGGCAUCUCCACUUUCCAAGCAUAUAUGACCACAUGUAAUAUGUUGGUAAGUGAUGCAAAUAGUGAACUAUGUAGGGCCAGGAUGUAAAAUAUAUGUAGCUGCAGCAAUUUCUCUUAUCUGAUAUGGUAAGUAAUGGGGCUUAAUGUAUAGCUCCCUGAGAGUUUGACGAACGGGUCCGUGCACGCGAUUCCAGAUAUCUUUACCUCUGAAUAAACUGCCUUUAUUAUACCAUAUCCACCCUGUCCAAAGUCUCUACUUGGUCUCAGUUCUCCAGUAAACUUGUGAUUAUCAACACUAACCUCAUCGUUGUGGCGGCGGACAGCUAGCCUGUAUCCCUCAUCCAGUUGAGUGGCAAUGUCUUUUUUCGUUCGUACCAAUUUUUGGAAAAUCCUCGGGUGUAGGACUUUCCGCCUUUAGUAGAAACCUGUUGAAUUAUUAAAUUUGGUCUGGGAGGUCCUAAUUGUUUCGUUGCCAAUUUAUCUUCAUUUGUUCGCCGACAAAAAGGAACUUCUUUCAAAGACACAAUCCGCUCUUUUCUUAGUUACGUUCAUGGUUACGUUACGUAUGACGAAAGCGCGUAAGUGCAAGCCCUCAGACACCCAUAGAGAUUGUAUUGAAAGCUCUGAAAUUUGAAAAAAAUAGAUUUUACAUGGGAGUCUAUGACAGACUUCUGGGCGAUUUUCAACCUGACUGAAAUCGCCCCAAAAGGGGGGGGAGCCAUUUGAAGCACGACUUUAGCCUGAUUCGACAUUUAGUGGCAGUGUGGCACUGUGGCAGAUCAGACGUAUAGAUUACAACACUGAUAACUACUGUUGCCGUGAUAUAAUUGAUUAGAAAAAAAAUCCCUUCCUUUUCCCGUUUGGCAGUGCGUCGCCCAUAUCGCCCUAUUGAACAGGCCGCCCCUGAUUCAGACCCCUUGACUUUUUCCACAUUUUGUUACGUUACAGCCUUAUUCUAACAUUGAUUAAAUUAAUGUAUUCCCUCAUCAAUCUACACACAAUACCCCAUAAUGACAAAGCUAAAACAGGUUUAUAGAAAUGUUUGCAAAUGUAUUAAAAAUAAAAAAUGCCCUUUGCUAUUAGACUCGAAAUUGAGCUCAGGUGCAUCCUAUUUCCAUUUAUCAUCCUUGAGAUGUUUCUACAACGUGAUUGGAGUCCACCUGUGGUAAAUCCAAUUGAUUGGACAUGAUUUGGAAAGACACACACCUGUCUAUAUAAGGUCCCACAGUUGACAUUGCAUGACAGAGCAAAAACCAAACUAUGAGGUCAAUGGAAUUGUCCGUAGAGCUCCGAGACAGGAUUGUGUUGAGGCACAGAUCUGGGGAAGGGUACCAAAAAAUGUCUGCAGCAUUGAAGGUCCCCAAGAACACAGUGACCUCCAUCAUUGUUUAAUGGAAGAAGUUUGGAACCACCAAGACUCUUCCUAGAGCUGGCCGCCCGGCCAAACUGAGCAAUCGGGGGAGAAGGGCCUUGGUCAGGGAGGUGACCAAGAACCCGAUGGUCACUCUGACAGAGCUCUAGAGUUCCUCUGUGGAGAUGGGAGAACCUUCCAGAAGGACAACCAUCUCUGCAGCACUCCACCAAUCAGGCCUUUAUGGUAGAGUGGCCAGACGGAAGCCACUCCUCAGUAAAAGGCACAUGACAGCCCACUUGGAGUUUGCCAAAAGGCACCUAAAGGAUUCUCAGACCAUGAGAAACAAGAUUCUCUGGUGAUGAAACCAAGAUUGAACUCUUUAGCCUGAAUGCAAAGCGUCACGUCCGGAGUAAACCUGGCACCAUCCCUAUGGUGAAGCAUGGUGGUGGCAGUAUCAUGAUGUGGGGAUAUUUUUCAGCGACAGGGACAGGGAGAGUAGUCACCUUCCAACAGGACAAUGCCAGUAAGGACACAGCCAAGACAACGCAGGAGUGGCUUCGGGACAAGUCUCUGAAUGUCCUUGAGUGGCCCGGCCAGAGCCCGGACUUGAACCUGAUCGAACAUCUCUGGAGAGACCUGAAAAUAGCUGUGCAGCGACGUUCCCCAUCCAACCUGACAGAGCUUGAGAGGAUCUGCAGAGAAGAAUGGGAGAAACUCCCCAAAUACAGGUGUGCCAAGCUUGUAGCGUCAUACCCAAGACGCUUUGAGGCUGUAAUCGCUGCCAAAGGUGAUUCAACAAAGUACUGAGUAAAGGGUCUGAAUACUUAUGUAAAUGUGAUAUUUCAGUUUUUUACUUAGAAUACAUUUGCUAAAGUUUCUAAAAACCUGUUUUUGCUUUGUCAUUAUGGGGUAUUGUGUGUAGAUUGAUGAGGGGGAAAACGAUUUUAAUCCAUUUUAGAAUAAGACUGUAACAUAACAAAAUGUGGAAAAAGUCAAGGGGUCUGAAUACUUUCCGAACGCUGUUACACCAUCUCCGUACCUUCAGUUAGGAAGCAGCUAUAUCCUCUGUUGCAGCCUGGCGGCGUUGAUCAGAGGCCAGGUCCUGACCACGGACGGGACUCCCCUGGUGGGGGUCAACGUGACGUUCGUCAAGUACCCUCACUAUGGCUUCACCCUGACUCGACAGGACGGCACGUAAGUAACCAUGACAACAGAUCUUUAGAUGUAUGAUUUAUGUCCCUUAGGCCCCCCCAUGACUUUGAGUGAAUGGAUGAACGGUGAGGAUCAAAGUAUUUAUAACCCCCCUGUCCUCUGUUUUUCUUCCUCUCUAGAUUUGACCUGGUGGCCAAUGGGGGUGUGUCUCUGGCCCUGCGCUUCGAGCGAGCUCCGUUCCUGAGCCAGGAGCGCACAGUGUGGCUACCCUGGAACCGGUUCUAUGCCAUGGACACGCUAGUGCUGAAGACGGAGGAGAAUACCAUCCCAGCCUGUGACCUCAGCGGUUACGUCCACCCUGACCCCGUGGUGGUGGCCUCGCCCCUCUCCUCCUUCUACAGCUCCCACCCUGCAGAAAGGCACAUCAUCCCUGAGACUCAGGUGCAUACACAGCACUCUCUCUCUCUCUCUCUCUCUAGCUCCCUCUCUCUCUCUCUCGCUCUCGCUCUCGCUCUCGCUCUCGCUCUCUCGCUGUCGCUCUCGCUCUCGCUCUCUCGCUCUCUCUCUCUCUCUCGCUCUCGCUCUCGCUCUCGCUCUCGCUCUCUCUCUAGCUCUCUUUCUCUGUUUCUCUCUCUCUAGCUCUCUCUCUCUCUCUCUCUCUCUCUCUCUAGCUCUCUCUCUCUCUCUCUCUCUCUCUCUCUAGCUCUCUUUCUCUGUUUCUCUCUCUCUAGCUCUCUCUCUCUCUCUCUAGCUCUCUUUCUCUCUCUCUCUCUCUCUCUCUCUCUCUCUCUAGCUCUCUCUCUCUCUCUCUCUUGCUCUCUCGCUCUCUCUCUCUCGCUCUCUCGCUCUCUCUCUCUAGCUCUCUUUCUCUCUCUCUCUCUCCGUCUAUCUUUCUCUCACACUUCCUUGUCUCUUCUCUCUCUCACGUCUCUCUCUUCCUCUCCCUCUUUCUUUCACUGACUCCCUCUCUCCCUGCUCCUCCUAGGUGGUUCAUGAGCAGCUGGAGAUCCCGGGCACAGGUCUGAAGCUGUGCUACCUGAGCUCUCGUGCCCCGGGGUACCGCGCCCUGCUGAAGGUGACCAUGACCCAGGCGAUGGUACCCCUGUCCCUGGCCAAGGUGCACCUGAUGGUGGCCGUGGAGGGGCAUCUCUUCCAGAAGUGGUUCCACGCCUCUCCUAACCUGGCCUACACCUACAUCUGGGACAAGACAGAUGCCUACAGGCAGAGGGUCUAUGGUCUGACCCAGGCAUCUGGUGAGUAGCAGCGUGAGAUGUUUGGUCCGUUAUAUCAGAUGUAUCUAUCCAGACACAGUACAAUGUCAUCUGUUACCACAACAUUGUGUUGUGACUUUCUGACAAUCUCUCACUCAGCUAAUCAAACAAAAGUCCUUCACUACAUUAGCACACGUUUAAUUAAGUUGACACCUACACAGUAACAUACUGUGUGAUACUGUGUAGGUGUGAACAGUUGUCUACCUCGGGGCCCCGUGCAUUCACACAUACAGCAUGUGAUCACGCUUCAUUCUGUGCACACACACACGUCUCAUUAAAUCUCACUCGCCUGAUUAACAUUCUUAUUGAAGCAAACUGAACCUGAUGCGCUUGUCCACGUGACCGGCGAAGAGUACAUUUUAAAAGCAUUCAAUGACUGUAUGUGCCAUGCAAUGUGAUUUUAAAUUCUGUGUUACUUAUGAGGUGAUGCUAAAGUUUGGAUGGAGAAUAAAGUGGCAUUCUCCUCUGUUCUUCUACAGUGUCAGUGGGGUUUGAGUAUGAGACGUGUCCCAGUCAGAUCCUAUGGGAGAAGAGGACAGCGGUGCUGCAGGGAUAUGAGCUGCUGCCCUCCAACCUAGGGGGCUGGUCCCUGGACAAACACCACACCCUCAACAUUGCCAGUGGUACGACCUACAGCAUUUUGUUUUAAUAUUUUGUGGGUUUGAUUUAUUUGAUUGCGAUAGGACAGUGAAGAGGAGACAGGAAAGGCAGGAGAGAUUGCGAGUCGGAAGGGCAGUGGGUCAGAUUUGAACCCAUGCCAACAAGCCUAGGGCGGCAGGUAGCUUAGUGGUUAAGAGCGUUGUACCAGUAACCGAAAGGUCGCUGGUUCUAAUCCCCGAGCCGACUAGGUGAAAAAUCUGUUGAUGUGCCCUUGAGCAAGGCACUUAACACUCUGGAUAAGAGCGUCUGCUAAAAAUGUAAAAACAUUUAAAAAAUAGGCUGUUGGUGUUCACUGGGGUCUGCUGCAUUAACCACUUCCACCAUACAGACCUACAGCCUUUAGAACAGGACUAACUUCACUCACACCAGGACAGAUGGGCUACUACCACAGUCGGAUCAUUCACACGUGUUCUUGUUUAGUGUUGCGAAAUGUUAAAAAAGGUGUGGCUACAUGGUCACUGAAACCGGACAGCUUCUUUGAGUACAUCCAAGAAGCCCUGUCUUCUCUCAUCUGUAUAUCAGUGCAGUGCCACUGGGGUAUCUCCUCCUACAACACUGCCCUCUGUGUUUUGACAGCAUUACACGUGUCCUGAAUACCAAUGGAAUGUUCCUGUGUGCGGGCAAUGACAGACAGGGGACAAGCAGUCGACGUGUAGGUCCCCUGUAGCUCAGUUGGUGGAGCGUGGCGCUUGCAACGCCAGGGUUGUGGGUUCGUUUCCCACGGGGGGGGGGGGGGGGGGGGGGCAGUAUGAAAAUGUAUGCACUCACUUAACUGUAAGUCGCUCUGGAUAAGAGCGUCUGCUAAAUGACUAAAAUGUAAAAUGUAAGCAAGGGGGUCAAUAAGAUGAUAAACACUAAUCUUUUGUAUUAGAUUUAUUAGGAUCCCCAUUAGCCGAUGCCAAUGACGACAGCUAGUCUUACUGGGGUCUGACACAAAAUGAAAAAUACAUUACAGACAAAAGACUUUACAAUUUACAUCCAUUUAAAAACAUGAGUGUGUGUGUGUGUGUGUGUGUGUGUGUGUGUGUGUGUGUGUGUGUGUGUGUGUGUGUGUGUGUGUGUGUGUGUGUGUGUGUGUGUGUGUGUGUGUGUGUGUGUGUGUGUGUGUGUGUGUGUGUGUGUGUGUGUGUGUGUGUGGACCAGAAGUCUCCACCAGGAAUAGUAAACGAACAGAAAUUUGGCCAACUGGCGACAUUUUGUUAGUCCCCAUGAGGUCAAAUGCUAUUUCUAGGGGGUUUAGGGUUAAGGUAAGAAUUCAUGUUAGGGUUAGAAUUAGGUUUAGUGUUAGGGUUAGGAGCUAGGGUUAGUUUUAGGGUUAGGAGCUAGGGUUAGGUUUAUGGUUAGGGUUAGGAGCUAGGGUUAGGGUUAAGGUUAGGUGUUAGGGUACGGGUUAGGGUUAGGGAAAAUAGGAUUUUGAAUGGGACUGAAUUGUGUUUCCCCACAAGGUUAGUUACACAUACAGUGCCAUCAGACAGUAUUCACACCCCUUGACUUUUUCCACAUUUUGUUGUUACAAAGUGGGAUUAAAAUGGAUGUAGUUGUCAUUUUUGGUCAACGAUCUACACAAAGUACUCUGUAAUGUCAAAGUGGAAGAAAAAUUCUAACACUUAUUUUUAUUUUUUAAUAUGAAAAAUAAAACACUAAUGUAUCUUGAUUAGAUAAGUAUUCACCCCCCUGAGACAAUACAUGUUAGAAACAAUUUCCUUCAGGCUCAGAUUAAAAAUAUGACAUAUACAUAUACAUACCAUCCUCAGUAGCUUUCCAUCUAAGUUGUCAAUGCCAGGAGGUUUGUCAUUAUUGACCGAUAACAAUAACUUUUCCACCUCUCCCACACUAACUUUACAAAAUUCUAACUUACAGUGCUUUUUUUUAUUAUUAUUAGUUUUUAUUAUGCAUGAAUACGAUGGCUCACUGUUCGUUGUUGGCAUUUCCUGUCUUAAGUUUUCCCACUUUGCCAAUGAAGUAAUCAUUAAAAGAAUUGGCAACGUGAUGAAUAAGCCAUCUGAUUGGAUGAAAGAUGAAGUUGAAUUUGUCUUUCUGCCCAUAAUUUCAUUUAACGUAUUCCAACGUUUUUUUUCCAUUAUUCUUUAUAUAAUUGAUCUUGGCUUCAUAAUACAGUUUCUUCUUUUUGUUGAGUUUAGUCACAUAAUUUCUCAAUUUGCAGUAAAUCAGCCAGUCAGAUGUGCAGCCAGACUUAUCAGCCACUAUAUAUAUAUAUAUAUAUAUAUAUAUAUAUAUAUAUAUAUAUAUAUAUAUAUAUAUAUAUACUACUCUGACUCUCACCCCCUCACAUUCACUUUGUUUCUAUAGCAACAGAUUGAACAGGAUUGGAUUACAGAUUUAAUUACUUUGUUUUAUUUUUGGAUACCCAGGGAAUUGAAAGUCUUAAAAUGAUAAGUAAGUUAAUAUUAAGAUGGAGGCUGAUUAAAAAGUGUCUCUGGUUCUUUGUUCCCGAGCUGUAUUCUUGGCGUGGCUGUGAAGUUUAGGAUCUAAAAGGAUAUUGUUUUGAAUCGGAAUGCCUCUACUGUUUCAGGGAUCUUACAUAAGGGCAGUGGAGAGAACGUGUUUGUGUCGGAGCAGCAGCCUCCAGUCAUCAACAGCAUCAUGGGUAAUGGGCGCAGGCGCAGUAUCUCCUGUCCCAGCUGCAGUGGUCUGGCCGAGGGCAACAAGCUGCUGGCCCCCAUGGCGCUGGCCUGUGGGGGGGACGGCAGCCUGUAUGUGGGAGACCUCAACUUCAUCCGCCGGGUCUACCCCACCCUCAACACCACGGCCGUGCUGGAGCUCAGGUAGGGUAUCAAUGUACAGAGGGUAUCAGUGGGGGAGGGUAUCAGUGUGGGAGGGUAUCAGUGGGGGAGGGGUUAAGUAGGAUGAUGGGAUGAUGGGCAGAAACUAACAAGGUUGUUUUUCUUUCUUUUGUUUUUCAGAAAUAAAGACUUGAGGCAUGGGUAAGUUAUGCGUCCUCCAACAGCUUGGUGACAUUGUCUGACAUACAGCUGUAGCAGAAGUGAUAGUUAUCUUCCUGUAUGUUGGUACGCUUAUUGAAUGUAUUCCCAAUCUCUGUUUUAGUCCUUUGAGGGAUUAGCUGUCACACCUCUUGAAAUAGAUUUUUGUUGCUGCGGGUUAUUAUUGUUAUUUUAUCUUAUAAUUUCUCCGUAGGAACAACCCAACACACAAGUACUACCUAGCGGUGGACCCAAUGUCUGGGGCGGUCUUUCUCUCAGACACCAACUCUCGGCAGAUAUACCGCGUGCGCUCGCUGACCAGCGGGCGGCAGUUGUUGGACAAUGCCCAGGUGGUGGCUGGGACCGGCGAGCAGUGUGUCCCCUUCGACGAGGCUCGCUGUGGGGACGGGGGCAAGGCCGUGGAGGCCGCACUCAUGAACCCCAGGGGUGAGUACAUUUACAUUUACAUCAUUUAGCAGACGCUCUUAUCCAGAGCGACUUACAAAUUGGUGCAUUCAAUUUAUGAUAGCAAGUGGGACAACCACUUUUUUUCUUAUUUUUUUUUAUGGGGGGGUGGGGGUGGGGGGAUAGAAGGAUUACUUUAUACUAUUCCAGGUAUUCCUUAAAGACGUAGGGUUUCAAGUGUCUCCGGAAGGUGGUGAGUGACUCCGCUGUCCUGGCGUCGUGGGGGAGUACCAGGGGCAGGGGCUAUCAACCCUGACUGGGGAGGUGACAGUGACUUGUUACUGAGUACUGAUGCAGGGCAGGGUGGCUGUGCUCCACGCGUUCACUAUAAAAUCCAUUCCGCUCAUCAGUGGCGGCUCCUGAAAAAAUUCUCAGGGGGGGCAAUUUUUCUGAUGAUUUAGGUGACCUACACACAUUUUAAAAAAGAUAUGUCCAGCAACAACAUGAAGACAGGGGCAGCAUAUAAGUCAAUACCAGAAGCAUUUAUUGACUGAUCUCAAAAGUGUUGGCUUACCAGGGUUGGUGGAGCCCUCAGUUUCAUCUUUGCCUCGCAAAGCUAACUCAAACACUCCGCAAAACUUCACACACUGGAUUAGCCGGCUGAGGAUGUGGCGGUUCUUGCUAAUGUCGUAGUAAAUAUAUUUGUUAUAGUGAAUAUGGAAUAUGAUAUGUUGAGUAAAAUGUUGUGCUAAGAUCUAUUUAGGUCAGGAGCUGGUUAUAAGUUAUGUUCCUAUCCAAUAACAAUGGACAAAAGGGUCCUAUCUUGUCAGCCUUGUCAGUUUCAGUUCUCCAGUAAACUUGUGAUUAUCAACACUAACCUCAUCGUUGUGGCGGCGGACAGCUAGCCUGUAUCCCUCAUCCAGUUGAGUGGGAAUGUUCACUCUCCCCAAAGCAGACAAUCUCAAACAGCUAUCCAUGUGGGUCUUUGACAGCUCAUGUUUCUUAAUCUUUCCUGAAAGAUGGUGCAUGUUCGUUACACACCAGUCGCUGUCCAAGCGGUGCUGUCUGCCGUGCCGCCUUCAGGGUGAAAGAGUAAGCAGGGGGUAGCAGAAGACUGCAUUAGCUACAUCGCAGCCUGCUAGCCAGGUUUUUCGUUCGUACCAAUUUUUGGAAAAUCCUCGGGUGUAGGACUUCCCCCCUUUAGUAGAAACCUGUUGAAUUAUUAAAUUUGGUCUGGGAGGUCCUAAUUAUUUCGUUGCCAAUUUAUCUUCAUUUGUUCGCCGACAAAAAGGAACUUCUUUCAAAGAGACAAUCGAGUUGCACUGAACGCUAUAGCAAUCUUACCAGUAGUACGUGAAUUGAUUGACGCUGCUACCCGCUCUUUUCUUAGUUACGUUCAUGGUUACGUUACGUAUGACGAAAGCGCGUAAGUGCAAGCCCUCAGAAACCCAUAGAGAUUGUAUUGAAAGCUCUGAUAUUUGAAAAAAAUAGAUUUUACAUGGGAGUCUAUGACAGACUUCUGGGCGAUUUUCAACCUGACUGAAAUCGCCCCAAAAGGGGGGGGUGGCAUUUGAAGCACGACUUUAGCCUGAUUGGACAUUUAGUGGCACUGUGGCAGAUCAGACGUCUAGAUUACAACACUGAUAACUACUGUUGCCGUGAUAUAAUUGAUUAGAAAAAAAAUCCCUUCCUUUUCCCGUUUGGCAGUGCGUCGCCCAUAUCGCCCUAUUGAACAUACCGCCCCUGCCGCUCAUCUAAUUUCCUUAAGGAUUAGAAUUGUUAUAGCUGACUGUCACUUUUACACAGCCUUGUAGGAAGCACUCAUAUUUUGGGAUUUUACACAGGUUCACCUGCUGUUCAUUUGGGGUGUUUAGCUGUCACUCAAUAUCACAGGAGGUGGGUGGCAGCUUAAUUGGGGAGGACAGGCUCGUGGUAAUGGCUGGAGCGGAAUCAGUGGAAUGGUAUCAAAUACAUGAUACACAUGGUUUCCAUGGUUUCCAUGUGUUUGACGCCAUUCCAUCAGUUCCGUUCCAGCCAUUAUUAUGAGCCGUCCUCCCCUCAGCAGCCUCCACUGCUCAAUAUCUAUCUAGUGAUAGGCUAUCCUCGGGAAGCGGGGUAUGUAAAUGACAGUGAUUUGUUCAGAGCAGUGACCUGGAAAAGAGAUGGCGGCUCUUCUUGACACCAAACCGCCAGGCGGAGUGUUGCACUGUCACUUGGUGUCACAGGAGAGAUGACACGUUAAAACACCGACAUCCUGAUGUCAGUAUGAUGUUACAACAGAAUGCUUGAUGAGCCCAACCUUGACUUUGUUUUGACUGUUUGUGUUAGCAGCACCAGAACUCGUUUUCACAUGUCAAAAGGGUUAUGAUUUCUAACUCCGCCCUUUCUUAUUUCUUUCUGUCUGUCAGGGAUCGCUGUGGAUAAGAACGGCCUCAUGUACUUUGUUGACGCCACCAUGAUCCGCAAGGUGGACCAGAACGGCAUCAUCUCCACCCUGAUCAAGACCAAUGACCUCACAGCGGUCCGUCCACUCAGCUGUGACUCCAGCAUGGACGUCAGUCAGGUCAGGAGGGAACUCUAUGUUUUAUAUCUUAAUGUUUUGGACUUAUAGGCCCUUUGGGACUUAUAGGCCCUUUGGGACUUAUAGGCCCUUUGGGACUUAUAGGCCCUUUGGGACUUAUAGGCCCUUUGGGGGGGGGGGGGGUCCAGUGGAUUUGUGACGACUCAUGUGUUCUGUGUCUGUUGAUCUAGGUGCGUCUGGAAUGGCCCACUGACCUGGCGGUGAACCCCACAGACAACUCCCUGUAUGUUCUGGAGAACAAUGUGAUCAUGCGCAUCACUGAGAACCACCAGGUCAGCAUCGUCGCUGGGAGGCCCAUGCACUGCCAGGUCCCAGGCAUCGACUACUCCCUGAGCAAGCUGGCCAUCCACUCGGCUCUGGAGAGCGCCACGGCCAUCGCCAUCUCCCACAGCGGUGUGCUCUACAUCGCCGAGACGGACGAGAAGAAGAUCAACCGCGUGCGGCAGGUCAGCGCCUCCGGAGAGAUCUCUCUGCUGGCCGGCGCCACCGCUGAGUGUGACUGCAAGAACGACAUCAACUGUCAAUGCUUCUUUGGCGACGAGGGCUACGCCACGGACGCCGGGCUUAACGCCCCCUCCUCGCUUGCCGUGUCUCCCGAUGGCACGCUGUUUAUCGCUGACCUAAACAACAUCCGUGUGCGGGCAGUGAGGCGCAACAGGCCCGUGGCCACGCCCGUGGGGCUUUACGAGGUGGGGUCACCACGGGAACAGGAGCUCUAUGUGUUCAGUAGAGAUGGGCUCCACAGACAGACAGUCAGUCUGAUCACCGGAGAACCCCUCUAUAACUUCACCUACGGGCCAGACGGGGAGCUGGCUGUUGUGGCUGAUAACUGUAACAACACCCUGAGGGUGAGGAGGGACGGAUCUGGCCAGCUGAGGCUGGUGCUGCUGCCUGAGAACCAGGUGGUCACCAUGGGGUUGGACCCUGCCGGCGGCCUGCGCUCCGUAUCUGCCCUCAACCAGGAGGUGGCGCUGAUGAGCUAUGCUGCGAACACAGGCCUUCUGGCCUCCAAGGCCGAUGAGACUGGAUGGACCAACUUUUAUGAGUAUGUGUGAAUUGACUUGUAUAAUAUGUGUAAUGCGACUGGGUAAAUUAACCAUUCGGUGAUAUAACUCACAUGUUCAUGUGGGCUGAGAGAAUAAGUGUUCGCCAUUUUUUGGCGUGGAAAUAAUGCGAGAGAGAGAGAGUGUGUAUGGUUUACAGGAUGGUCAUGUGACUGUCGCCAUCUGGUGUCUGACCCUGGUAUUACACUGAAUACAUUUACAUUUUACAUUUACAUUUUUUUGUCAUUUAGCAGACACUCUUAUCCAGAGCGACUUACAGUUAGUGAGUGCAUACAUUAUUUUUUUAUUUUUUUCAUACUGGCCCCCCGUGGGAAUCGAACCCACAACCCUGGCGUUGCAAACGCCAUGCUCUACAUCCCUGCCGGCCAUUCCCUCCCCUACCCUGGACAACGCUGGGCCAAUUGUGCGCCGCCCCAUGGGUCUCCCGGUCGCGGCCGGCUACGACAGAGCCUGGAUUCGAAUACAUUACAUUACAUUACAAUACAUUACAUUACAUUACAUUACAAUACAUUACAUUACAUGGGGUGGAAGGUAGCUUAGUGGGUAAGAGCGUUGUGCCAGUAACCGAAAGGUCGCUGGUUCUAAUCCCCGAGCCGACUAGGUGAAUAAUCUGUCGAUGUGCCCUUAAGCAAGGCACUUAACCCUAAUUGCUCAUGUAAGUCGCUCUGGAUAAGAGCGUCUGCUAAAUGACAAAAAAAAACAAAAAAAACAUUACAUUACAGGACAUCUGUUGGUCUCACAUUUGAUUAAACAAUCAAGCUUUAUUUUCCAGCACAUGUAGGAUUUUUCCUCCAUGGCCCCGUUGGCUCAGCUCCGUCCUAUUCUCCCCAUACAGGUAUGACAGUGAGGGACGUCUGACUAACGUCACCUACCCCACGGGAGUGGUGACCAGCCUGCACCGGGAGAUGGAGCAGUCCAUCAACGUCGACAUGGAGAGCUCCAACAGAGACGGUGACGUCACCGUCAUCACCAACCUGUCCUCUGUGGAAGCGUCCUACACCGUGGUGCAAGGUAACUGACAUGUCACCUAAAAGGAUGAUUUCUCAUAAAAAAUAUAUUAUACGAAUUGGAAUUUCAUCAUAUUGCUGCCCAACAAGACGGCCCCUGAUCCCAGAGGUUAUUUCAGCCGUUUAGCAGGGAGGGUGGAAGAGCAAGAGGGAGAAUGGAUUUCCCCACUGACUCGCGGAGGAGGUCUGACAGAAAAUAAAUGCAAUUUCAUCUGUACGUCUGGAAACUACUGGAGUCAUGAGAAUAAGAAUUUAAGAGAUUUAUAUGAAAGUCUGCCCUGGUGGGGGGCUCGUAAAAGAGGGAAAAGUGACUUGGCUACCUUAAACUGCACAAUUUAUUUCAAUCUAAUGUGGGAGUUCUGACUGAAAUGGCCUCUACAAAGUAAAUAUGUCUUUAAAGGCUCACAAACUUUACUUCUCCUGUUUCAAGGAGAUAAUUGAGUUUGAAAGACGUUAAAAGCUGGUUUUGAGUACUCUUGUCUUGUUAGACGUGUUCAAGAAGUUUCCUCGGGUUAAACUCCAUGGAUUAUUUUGCUUCCAGAUACCUUUUCUCCUCAGAUGUAGUCCAUGAUCUCGUUACUGCAUGUAAAUUGAAUAAAAGGCUCAUGUUCUGCAUUUUGCUGAGAGACUAAAAACCUCUUUAUCUUUGGUCAUGUCAUUCUGAGAGAGGAUACUUGUUAUUGUCUGGGAGGAAAGUACACAGAUCCAGGGAACGCAUUUCCUCAAUCAGAUCAAAUGGAAUGUCUUCUCUGUAAUAAAACGUGCCUUCAGUUUCUCACUUCUCAUAUAACUGUGUGUGUGUGUGUGUGUGUGUGUGUGUGUGUGUGUGUGUGUGUGUGUGUGUGUGUGUGCUGCUCCCCCCUGCAGACCAAGUACGGAACAACUACCAGUUCUGUUACAAUGGCACUCUCCGGGUAUCGUAUGCCAACGGCAUGGGCCUCAGCUUCCACACAGAGCCCCACAUCCUAGCCGGCUCGGUCAGCCCUACCAUUGGUCGGCGCAACAUCACUCUGCCCACCGACAGCGGGCUGAAUUCUAUCGAGUGGAGGAUGAGGAAGGAAGUAAUCAAAAGCAAAGUGACCGUCUAUGGCAGGAAGCUGAGGGUAAGCUGGAGUGCUCAGUUUCUAAUGUCAGUCCAUUUCUGGAGGUUUUUUAAUCAAUGCAGCUUGUUGUCUGUCAGACUAAAGACCCUCUCUGUAUGGUAGCAUGUGUCACUGAGAAGGAAAAUAGAGCUACAAUAUACACUUUAGAGAGUAAUAUUGUUGAAUUUAAAUAUAUAUAUAUAUAUAUAUAUGACUUGUACACAGCCAGCUCUGUACUAGCUUUGCUAGUUGGCAAAGGAGAGGAUAUUGAGUUUUUCAGUUUUUAGAAACAAUAUUUUAAAGCAUAGGGUGUCUUCCUCUCAUACCUCAUGUACCUGUGACUAAUGUGAUAUCCUUCCUCACUUUGCACAGGCCCACGGCAGGAACCUCCUCUCCAUCGACUUUGACCGCAACACUCGCACAGAGAAGAUCUAUGACGACCACCGUAAGUUCACGCUGAGGAUCAUGUACGACCAGCAGGGCCGUCCAGCCACCUGGCUUCCCAGCAGCAGCCUGGCUGUGGUCAACGUGUCCUACUCCCCCACCGGACGCCUGGUGGGCCUGCAGAGAGGCAGCAUGAGCCAGAGGAGCGAGUUUGACACCUUCGGACGCAUCCUCUCACGCACCUUUGUGGACGGGAAGGUGUGGAGCUUCAGCUAUCUGGACAAGGUGAGGCAUUCUGAUACACUACUGGGUGUGUGUGGGUGUGUGUGUGUGUGUGUGUGUGUGUGUGUGUUGUGUGUGUCUCUGUAUGUCUGUGUGUCUCUGUGUGUACUGUUAGUUGCCUGGGAACAGAGUGUCAAGACAGUUUUCCACUCUUGCCUGUUCCUGAGUUUUGUUGUUAAAGUUUUUCACGGUGUCUGUUGUUGUGGAUGUCCAGACCACAGUACAGAAUAAAAGGCUAAAUGUAUUGUAUUUUCCAUCUCCCUCCCCAGUCCAUGGUUCUGCUCCUCCAGAGUCAGAAGCAGUAUGUGUUUGAGUUUGACACCUCAGGGCGUCUCACCUCUGUCACCAUGCCCAGCAUGGCCAGACACACCAUGUCCACCCACGUGUCCGUCGGCUACAUCCGCAACAUCUACAACCCUCCCGAGAGCAACGCCACCGUCAUCCACGACUUCAGCGAGGACGGACGACCACGUGCCACCUUCUACCUGGGCACGGGCCGACACGUCAUGUACAAGUACGGCAAGCUGGCCAAGCUGUCUGAGGUUCUGUACGACGGCACGGCCGUUACGUUCGGCUACGACGAGACGACCGGAGUAUUGAAGAUGGUCAACCUGCAGAGCGGCGGGUUCUCCUGCACAAUCCGUUACCGUAAAAUAGGCCCCCUGGUGGACAGACAGAUGUACCGCUUCUCUGAGGAGGGCAUGGUCAACGCCCGCUUCGACUACACCUACCACGACAACAGCUUCCGCGUGGCCAGCAUCAAGCCUGUGAUCGGCGAGACGCCCCUGCCCCUGGACCUCUACCGCUACGAUGACAUCUCAGGCAAGGUGGAGCACUUUGGCAAGUUUGGCAUUAUAUACUAUGACAUCAACCAGAUUAUCACCACGGCAGUGAUGACCCUCAGCAAGCACUUUGACGCCCACGGCCGCAUCAAAGAGGUGCAGUACGAGAUCUUCCGCUCGCUCAUGUACUGGAUGACGGUACAGUAUGACAGCAUGGGCCGGGUCAUCAAGAGAGAGCUGAAGAUCGGGCCGUAUGCUAACACAACACAGUACCGCUAUGAGUACGACGGGGACGGACAGCUUGUCGGGGUCAAAGUCAACGACUGGUCCACCUGGCGCUACAGCUACGACCUGAACGGCAACCUGCACCUGCUGAACCCUGGGAACAGCGCCCGCCUGCUGCCGCUGCGCUACGACCUGCGAGACCGCAUCACCCGCCUGGGCGACAUGCAGUACCGCGUGGACGAGGACGGCGUCCUGAGCCAGCGCGGCGCCGACGUGUUCGACUACAACUCCAACGGGCUGCUGGAGCAGGCGUACAGCCGCACGCCCAGGGGGUGGAGCGUCCGUUACCGCUACGAUGGUCUGGGCCGCCGCGUCUCCAGGAAGACCAACGAGGGAGAGCACCUGCAGUUCUUCUACGCUGACCUCAACUACCCCGGCAGGAUCACCCACGUUUACAACCACUCUGGAGGGGAGAUCACCUCCUUCUACUACGACCUGCAGGGCCAUCUGUUUGCCAUGGAGGUGAGCGGCGGGGAGGAUUACUAUGUCGCCUCGGACAACACGGGCACGCCGCUCGCCGUCUUCAGCAGCAACGGACAGAUGGUCAAGCAGCUCCAGUACACUGCCUACGGGGAGGUGUACCACGACUCCAACCCUGACUUCAACAUGGUGGUGGGCUUCCACGGGGGGCUCUACGACCCACUCACCAACCUGGUGCACUUUGCCCAGAGGGACUACGAUGUGGUGGCAGGCAGAUGGACUGCACCAGACCAUAAACUCCUACCUAAAAUCGGCAAGGAACCAGCCCCGUUCAAUCUGUACAUGUUUAAGAACAACAACCCACUCAGUGACAUGAUUGACAUCAAGAGCUAUGUGACAGGUAACGAUGAUUGCGUUUUGUUUUCCUGUUCUGAAAAAAAAAUAUCCAUCAAGUAAGCUAAUUAUGUUGUGACAUCUUGCCGUGUUUAAAUGAAUGUAAAUCUAUUUUGCAGACGUGAAGAGCUGGCUGGUGAUGUUUGGUUUCCAGCUCAGUAACAUCAUACCAGGUUUCCCCAGACACUCCAUGUAUUUUGUUGAUCCGCCUUAUGAACUACUGGCAAGCCAGGACUCUGAGACUGUUCCGGUGAGUUGUUUAUAAAACACAUAUUUGAGCUAAUGAUAACUAAGACUACACAGGCCAAUCUCAAUGUAAUUGAUGUUCAUCAUUUAAAUAAAACAAUCACUUGUCCGGCUGACCCUCUGCUGUUUCCAGCUGAUAACAGGGGUGCAGCAUGCAGCAGAACGCCACAACCAGGCCUUCAUGGCCCUGGAGGGGAGGUUGCUCAACAAGGAGCGCCGGGCCAAACGGGACAAGCCUGGCUACUGGUUCGGCACCAAGAUCCCCAUCGUGGGCCAGGGCAUGAUGCUGGCCAUCAAGGAGGGCCAUGUGGUGACUGGUGUAUCAGGCCUGGCCAGCGAGGACAGCCGCAAAGUGGCCCAGGUCCUGAACAACGCCGUCUAUCUGGAGGGAACCCACUACACCAUAGACGGGAAGGACUGCCACUUCUUUGUAAAGCUGGGCCUUGCUGACAGUGACCUGCUGUCUCUGGGGCUGAGCAGUGGGAGGAAAGCCCUGGAGAACGGCGUCAACGUGACUGUGAGUGGACGCUCUCGCCGGGGUGUCACCGUGGAGAUCCACACGGUGGCGUUGUCCCUGAGCGUACGUUAUGGCCUGGCGGCUGACGUGCUGGAGAAGGAGAGGGGUCGCCUGCUGGAGCAAGCCCACCAGAGGGCCCUGUCGGGGGCCUGGAUGAGAGAGCAGCAGCGCCUGAGAGAGAACAGAGAGGGAGGGAGGCUGUGGGCAGAGGGAGAGAGGCAGCAGCUCCUGGCAACAGGGAAGGUGCCAGGUUACGAUGGGUACUAUGUGCUGCCUGUGGAGCAGUACCCAGAACUGGCAGACAGCAGCAGCAACAUCCAGUUCCUGAGACAGAACGAGAUGGGCAGG